GGCGUCAUAGACAGACGCACGAAUAGGGUGAUAAAGUUCAAAUUUGAAGAAAACCGGGAGUCAUGCCGGAGAGAGAACACGUUGGGCCAGUGACAACCGGUAAUAACGCGGCUAAAGAGAGGAGUAGAAGAACGGGAAAAAACCCAAAUUUCGAAAUGCGGGAGACGUAGAAAACAUACGGGUUCCAACGCAGCGAAGAAAGGGGGAGGAGGGCAGACGCUGAAGAAGUGCGAACGGCCGGAGAGCUCACAAAUCGAGCGUGUGGACGGUUGCACUGCAAACCGUGGCAAGCGAUUCGAGAACAUUUUUAUCAAUAGAAAACCAAGCGACCAUGAAGACGUCUGGUGCAAGCGCCGGAGUUCCGAAAAAGAAGGGGGCGCCCAAUGGCCCCAAAGAGAGUAGCGGGCACACGGGAGAAGGUAAGAAAGGGUCGUCGGAGGGCGAUGACGCCCGGCUGACCAACGGAGGUCUAGAAGGCGACGGCGCAACAGGUGGCAGGGCAGCUGGAGGAAAGACCACCGCUCCGACCAGUGCUGCAAAGGCGAAGAGCACCGGCCAGGAAGUUUCGGAUGAAGACGUGGGCGACAAGGCCAAGCAGGUGGCCCUCAAGAGUUCCAAGGCAAGCGGUGGGGCCGCCGCUGCCGGAUUGUUGGACAAGAAGGAAAUUUCGGACGACACGGAAUCUGACGACUCCACCGAGAAGCCAAAGGGAAAGACGUCGGGGACCAAGCGCAAGAGCGCCGCGGUGGCCUCACCCACCCAGAGAUCCAACAAGCGUGCCAAGUGGUCGGGCAGCAACCAGGUGCAGCAUUUCAUGCGGGCGCAUCAAAACAAGCAUAUCGGAGGCGAUGGACGUGUUCUAUCGGGACUGGGACACUUCGCGAUGGCCGUCCGCCACCCAGAGACUGGUCAUGAGGUGAUGGCCGCUUUGGUCGACCUCGACCAGAAGGCCAUUCUGGAAGCCGAGACCAAGCGUGUGAAUAACCGGAUGAAGCGUGAGCUUGAAGACGAGGUAGACCGGCGGGUGGCCGAACUCCACGACAAGGAUUACGAUGAGGACCUGAGCCGGGCAAUCGUGAAGCGCUGGAAGGCCGACAAAGGCGAGGCCGAGUAUGAUACUCGUCGCGAGUCGCGGAUGGUGGCCAUUCGGUCGGAGAUGGCGGCAACUCGCGGGAAACUCCUGGACGGCGCCAACGGGCCCACUCGUGGGCCCGAUGGAGGAAUGGUGUGCAAGGUCCCUUGGCCAGGCAGCAACAUCGGCCGAGGAGGCAACGGCGGCACACCUUGAAGCGGUGCCGGAGAAGCUCUCCAUGUCCGACAGUGCCCGGGCGUGGGAGCAAACGAAGUAGAGCAGGGAGCACCUGACUGGAAUGGCGGUAUAGUCGUUCAACGAC
This is a messenger RNA of Seminavis robusta, 1394 nucleotides long. Lineage: Eukaryota; Bacillariophyta; Bacillariophyceae; Naviculales; Naviculaceae. The record is from the annotation of a GenBank genome assembly.